This is a messenger RNA of Antechinus flavipes (yellow-footed antechinus), 2972 nucleotides long. It is a transcript of the gene RGL2, whose product is annotated as ral guanine nucleotide dissociation stimulator like 2. Lineage: Eukaryota; Metazoa; Chordata; Mammalia; Dasyuromorphia; Dasyuridae. Gene Ontology annotation, biological process: Ras protein signal transduction; positive regulation of GTPase activity. Bases 168 to 2498 code for a protein of 776 amino acids. The transcript is spliced from 18 exons. Gene Ontology annotation, molecular function: guanyl-nucleotide exchange factor activity. The record is from RefSeq and is a predicted model, not a curated record. Gene Ontology annotation, cellular component: plasma membrane.
GGAGGAGCGGAAAGGGGGGGGGGGCGGAAAAAACAGGGAGGGACUCGGGACUGCGGCCUGAGACCGACAAGAACAGCUGCCCAGAGGCCCGCGCCAUCCCUGCCCCGACCGGAGCCAGGCGGCCCCAUGGCUCGACCCGGUUGAUCCCCUAAACCCUAAUCUCAGCCAUGCUCCCCAGACCCCUGAGGUUGCUGCUGGAUUCGGGAGAGGCCUCCCCUGAGGGAGUCGUUCUGAGCGGCUUUAGGAGCCGGGACCCCGAAAGGGGCAGAAGCCUGGGGAGGGGCGGAGAAGAGGAAGAGGAGGAAGAGGAAGAGGCCCCUGUGUCUGUCUGGGAUGAAGAUGAGGAUGGUGCUACCUUCACUGUCACCAGCCGUCAGUAUCGGCCCCUUGAUCCACUGGCUCCCAUGCCUCCUCCUCGUUCUUCCCGUCGACUUCGGGCUGGGACUCUAUCUGCUCUGGUCAGACAUCUGCUGGACGCCAGGACAUCAGGGUCUGACUUGACCUUCAUGCCGGCCUUUUUGGCCACCCACAGGGCAUUCACCACCACACCGACUGUACUGGGAUUGUUGGCUGACAGAUUGGAGGCCUUAGAGUCCAGUUCCAGUGCUGAUUUGUGCAGAACAAGAGAGUUAGCCAUCUCUGUUCUUUCAACUUGGCUGACCUCUCACCCUGAGGAUUUUGGCUCUGAGGUCAGGGGACAACUUGACCGGAUUGAGAGCUUCCUGCUACGGACAGGGGAUGAAGCAGGGGAGGUUGUUGGGGGGGACAUCGUUGAUCUCAUCCAAGACCUCCGAUCCCGGGUGGCCCUCCCAGUCCCUGACCUUCCUAAGCCCCUGGUUUCCCCUGGCGAUCCCCCUGCUGAUCCCACGGAUGUCCUGGUGUUCCUCGCUGACCACUUGGCCGAGCAGCUGACCCUGCUGGAUGCGGAGCUGUUCCUCUCCUUGGUCCCUUCUCAGUGCCUUGGCGCAAUAUGGGGCCACAGGGACCGGCCUGGUCACUCCCACCUCUGUCCUUCUGUCAGAGCAACAGUUACUCAGUUUAACAAGGUAGCUGGAGCUGUGGUUAGUUCUGUCUUGGGAGCCACAGCAUCUGGAGAGGGCCUUGAAGAGGUGAACAUCCGGCCUCUCCGACCCCCCCAGAGGGCAAGGCUCUUAGAGAAAUGGAUCCGGGUGGCAGAGGAGUGCCGUCUUCUCCGCAAUUUCUCAUCUGUUUAUGCUGUUGUGUCAGCCCUUCAGUCCAGUCCCGUCCACAGGCUCCGGUUGGCCUGGGGAGAGAUAACCAGGGACAACCUCCGCCUCUUCUCCAACCUCUGUCAGAUUUUCUCAGAGGAAGAUAAUUAUUCCCAAAGCCGGGAGCUACUACUCCAGGAAGCAAAAGUGCUAAUGCCGCUAGAGUCAAACAUCAAGAAACCUGUGAAAAAUGUGCUGCCUCAGGGUGGGGGUGUGGUCCCAUACCUUGGCACCUUCCUGAAAGAUCUGGUAAUGCUGGAUGCAGCCUCCAGGGAUGAGCUGGAGAACGGCUACAUCAACUUUGACAAGAGGAGGAAGGAAUUCUCUGUUCUGUGUGAGCUUAGACGUCUUCAGGAUGAAUGUCGACGUUAUAACCUCCAGCCUGAUCCUAAUGUCCAGCAAUGGCUUCAAGGGCUUCAGCCCCUGACAGAGGCUCAAAGUCACCAUGUAUCUUGUGAAGUGGAGCCAACUGGAGUCAGUGAUCCCCCAGCUCCCCGGAUGCUUCGGCCAACACUGGUCAUCUCUCACUGGACAGAUGUAUUAGGAUCUGUUGGUGGUCCUACUCCUCUUGUCUCUUGGGAUCAGCCUGGUCCUAGAGAGGAUAGCACAACCGGCUCUCCUGCUCCCUUGCUCACUCGCCUCGCCCAGCACAUGAAAUGGCCAUCUGUUUCCUCUCUGGACUCUGCCCUGGAUGGGGCUCCUUCCUCCCACACUCCUGCCAAUCCUAGUUUCCUCUCCCCAACAUCCCGUUCUCCCAGGCCCACCCGAGGUCACCGCCGCUCUGCCUCUUGUGGCUCUCCUUUUAGCAGUGGAUCAGAGGGCACUGCCAUUGGGACAGGCUCUGGGAGUGGGCAGGGAAGUGGACCAGGGGCCUCUGACUGUCGCAUCAUCCGUGUGCAGAUGGAGCUUGGGAAUGAUGGAAGUGUCUACAAGAGCAUACUGGUAACAAGCCAGGACAAGGCUCCAAGUGUUAUCAGCUGUGUCCUGAAAAAAAAUAAUCGGGAUCCAGCAAUAGCUGCAGAUUUUGAAUUGGUGCAACUGCUGCCAAGCGAUCGAGAACUGACUAUUCCACCAUCAGCUAAUGUCUUCUAUGCCAUGGAUGGUGCCUCUAGUGAUUUCCUGUUGAGACAUCGACGGCAACCCUCUUCAGUAAUUCCUGGUUUCUCCAGUGGAUCUGCUAUCCCUGCAGAUUCUUCCAGUGAGGGAGGAGGAGGUUCCUUUCCCAGGAUCAAGGCCACCGGACGAAAAAUUGCUCGGGCGCUGUUCUGAGGAAAUCAUAUCGUUUUGCAGAAGCGAUGGUGAUUAUAUUGUUGGACAUUAGCCAUCUUGAAUGGUGGUAGUCAUGUUGGAUUGAGACAAUCAUCUUGUAUGGUAAUUAAUCAUGCUUGGUCAGAAAGGAACAGCCCUGGGUUGUUUCCUACACAGCUAUGUUAGAUAGCCAUUUUGGAUUCCUGUGGCUAUUUUGGUAGAAGACAGGGAAAGGUAACAUUUCUCACGGCUCCUAUCUUCUGAGUCUUAUUAUUUGUGUCAUAUUGUCACCCUUGACUCUUUUCUACUUGUCACACUCAGAAUGCAAGGGCCAGGGAAAGGCUUGAAAGGAGCAUGGCCUAGAGGCUCUGAGUACUAAGAAUGGGUGGAGGGAGGGGAGAAAAAGGAAGGUCCCUUUCUAUGAUCCCCCACUCCCAGCCAGGAACUCCUGUGCUAUGACAACACUAAAACAAUAAACACACUACAUGACCCUGA